Mercenaria mercenaria is the source of this 4333-nucleotide messenger RNA. RefSeq names its product solute carrier organic anion transporter family member 4A1-like. The coding region runs from base 292 to 2277 and encodes 661 amino acids. Gene Ontology annotation, molecular function: protein binding. Lineage: Eukaryota; Metazoa; Mollusca; Bivalvia; Venerida; Veneridae. Gene Ontology annotation, cellular component: membrane. Gene Ontology annotation, biological process: transmembrane transport; sodium-independent organic anion transport. The transcript is spliced from 14 exons. The record is from RefSeq and is a predicted model, not a curated record.
GAAAUUGUAUCUAUCUGUAAUAUUAUGUACUUUAAAUUGUCUUUUAAUAUGUAUGUGUAAAAUUACCCAACUGUUUAAGUCGUGCAUUCAAAAGCUAAUUAUGUUUACUAAAAUUAUACCUGGCGAACCCUCGGCAACAUUUCUAAACGAUCAACAUUAAGGAUUUGUUAUAGCUUAGAUUUACUAUUAAUCUUUUUUUAUUAUUUGUUUGUGGAAGAAAUGAAGGGAUUUGUAAUGUAACAGGUUUGAAAGGACCCAUUUCUUGAACAAGUACCAGGUACAGUAGCUGAGAUGGAAGACACGCGAGAAGGUGAGAUAAAGAAACAAGAAGAUGUUGCGGACGAGAAAUAUGGAUGUUUGGCUUUCAAACCAAGUUGUCUCCAGUGCAUGAACAAUAUCCGAUGUCACGUGAUUUGGCAGUGCGUCUUCAAUUUUUUCGAAGGAUUUAUUGUGAAUGGUGUGAUUAACGUUGUGCUCGUCGCGCUCGAGAAACGUUACUCCCUGCCAAGCUCUAAAUCUGGCUUAAUAGCAAGCAGCAAUGAUUUCGGGUCAAUUAUUUGUUCUGUGUUGGUUGGAUAUUUCGGUGAGCAGCGUCACAAACCCAGACUGAUAGGUACAGGUGUACUCAUCAUGGCAGCUGGUUGUCUCGUCUUCUCAUUACCACAUUUCAUUGGGAACAACUAUCACUACACGUUGUCUACAGAGAACGCCACAGAGAACACGUGCAAAAUAGGGAGCAAUACAACAGGUAGCUGCGGCUCCUUGGGUGUGGACUAUGUGCCGGAGAGCUAUACAAUGUCAUACGCUCUACUGAUGAUUGGCAACAUUCUGCUGGGUAUAGGAGCGUCGCCAAUGUUUACUAUUGGUCUUUCAUAUAUAGAUGAAAAUUGCAAGGCUAAACUGACUGCUUUCUACAUAAGUUGGACAUUUUGUGCCGCAGCGGUCGGUGUUGCCAUUGGUUACGUUGUUGGAGGUCAAACUUUAAGUCUUUUCGUUGAUAUCAAUAAAGUGGAUCCAGCAAGUGUUCCUCUAACCCCUAUGGACCCACAGUGGGUUGGAGCAUGGUGGAUAGCUCCACUUAUAGCUCUGCUAGGCUUCCUGGUCGUGGUGAUGCCGUUAUACGGAUACCCACGGAGACUCCCGAGUUAUACAGAGGUACAAAUACAACGUGCAGUGGAAGCUCAUGGUGGCGGAGACGAAAUAACAGCUCAGGCGAACUUUGGAAAAAGUUGGAAAGACUUUCCGAGAUCUGUAUGGUUGCUGGUUACAAAUCCGACGUACGUGUUUAUAUGUUGCGGUGCAGCAGUGGAGGCCCUGAUCAUAGGGGGGAUGGCAACAUUUGGCGCCAAACUGAUACAAGAAAAGUUUAAUGUUGACAUUACGUGGGCAGGCACAGUCAUGGGCAUAAUAACUAUUCCUGGGUCAGGAGGUGGGAUGUUGCUAGGAGGAUAUCUUGUGAAAAAGUUCCAACUCAAGUGCCGUGGAAUCAUUCGGAUGUGUGCAGGAUUUAUGCUCGCAGCAUUCUGUUUUGGUCCGUUCUUACUGGCGCACUGUUCCAGUGACCCGUUUGCGGGUUUGGACCAUGCAUACAUAGUAGAGAAGUCAGCGUCUGGACUGGUAUCGAGUUGCAAUCUGGACUGUGGUUGUUCAACAGAAGGUUUUGAACCAGUCUGUGUACAGGAUGUAGUAUAUUUUUCACCUUGUCAUGCUGGAUGUUUGUCGAUUGAUACACAGAAUGGGGUUAAAGAUUAUUUCAACUGUUCCUGUUUAACAAGCACCACAAUGACUAACUACACCUCCGAUUAUAGUAUGACCCCGGGAUUGUGCUCUGGCAGAUGUGCCUGGGUUUGGGUUUUCUGUGUGCUGUUCCUAGUAGUGAUGAUCCUUACAUUUGCGACAAUGUCUCCAGGUGUAACAGCACUAUUUAGAUGUGUGCCAGAUAAGCAGCGUUCAGUUGGUAUUGGUGUGAAUCUUCUGUUUGUUAGACUUGUUGGAACAACCCCGGGUCCUAUCCUGCUUGGCGCCAUCAUAGACAGCACGUGCACGAUAUGGCAAGAUACAUGUGGCACACAAGGCUCGUGCUGGGUUUAUGAUAAAAGCACGAUGGGUAUUCGGAUAAUGCUGUGGUUUAUGGUCCUCAAGAUGUGUGGAUUUCUCCUUUUCCUGAUAGCGUCAAUAGUUUAUAAGCCUCCGCCCAAGGAGAGUACCGAUCAGACUGUAAAAGUGUCUCACGUUUCAAAUAUCUCUAACGAACAAGCCACCUUUACAAAAUUGUGAGGAAAACAAUGACAAUCUUUAUUCAAUAAAAAUGUAUAUAGACAUAAUACAUUCAAGUAUGUAAAAUCAUUUUUCGUUCAGAAUUAUUACAUCAUGGCGUUAGACGGCAUAGCAGCGCGCUGGAUAAGAAAUCAGCAGAAAUCAGGCACAUAUUUGAUUGAUAUCGUCAAGGACGUACAUAAUUGUCCUCCUUGAUAGAGGGAUAACGUUAGUGAGCGUGAUCGCAAAAGUGUUCACAUCCAUAUUAAAUACUAGAAUGUCAAAAUGGUGCUCUAAAUAUAACAUAAUAUCUGAUUCGCAAUUUGGUUUUAAAAAGGGAUAUUCAACAACUGAUGCCAUCUUUAGACUGUUCGGUUUAAUUCAAAAUUCCUUAAGUAAUGGCAAACGUUUGUACGCAACCUUUAUAGAUAUGAAAAAGUGUUUUGACAGUGUCUACCGAAAUGCAUUAUGGUUUAAAAUGUACAAACUAGGAAUUAGUGGGAAAAUGUUACAAAUAGUUAGAUCUAUGUAUGAACAUGUCCGUUGUCGAGUAAGACAUUGUAAUAAAUACUCAGAUUUUAUGGAAACAAUUGUAGGCUUAAAGCAGGGCGAGAUUUGUUCACCGUUACUAUGGUCUAUGUUUAUAGAAGACUUUGAACUAUAUAUUGGGUCUAGACCCGGAAGUGGUUUAAAUUUUGAUGAUGUUACUCUUAUAAUGUUUCUUUACGCAGAUGAUAUGGUUCUUUUCUCAAAUGAUGUUGAUGAUUUACAACAAAGCCUUAAUGACUUGUGUAUAUAUUGUAACCGUUGGAGUUUACAAGUGAAUACGGACAAAACAAAAGUGAUGGUUUUCAGACGUCGUGGAAGAGUUCGUAAUAAUGAAGUGUGGUCAUAUGAUGGUAAAAGACUCGAAAUAGUUGACAGUUUUAAUUAUUUAGGUGUGGUAUUUGACUCUUAUGGUAAUUUUAACUCAAAUAUGCAGAUGCUUGUUGGGAAAUCGUUGAAAGCUAUGAACACUUUAUUCUGUAAUACUAGAGAAUUUAAUUUUACACCUAAGACGAUGUGUAGCCUAUUUGAUUCUUUUGUAACAUCUAUUUUAAAUUAUUCCUCAGAAGUGUGGGGAUAUACUAAAUGUAAAGACAUCGAAAGAAUACAUUUAAAAUUUUGCAAAAAGUUGUUGAAUGUAAAAAUCUCUACAAGUAAUGUUGGAAUUUAUGGGGAACUAGGUCGCUUUCCAUUGUAUAUAAAUAGCUUUGUUCGUAUAGUUAAAUAUUGGUUUACAAAAUGUGUAUUUUAUGUUAAAAAAUGAUCUGCUUAGUGGCAAGAUAAACUGGUUAUCUAAUGUUAAAGAUAUGCUUACUACAAACGGUUUUGGUUAUGUAUGGGAUUAUCCAUAUAAUGUUACCGUAAAUGUAUUUAUUUCUGACUUUAAACAGCGUCUUGUUGAUAGUUUUAUACAGAACUGGAAACAUGGGGUGAAUGAAAAUAGUGUUCUAUUUGUGUAUAAAUAUGUUAAAGAAAAUUUUGGUUAUGAGGAAUACUUAAGUGUUGUGCAAAAUCGACUAUAUAGACAAUUAUUAACAAAGUUUAGGCUUUGUGCUCAUAGACUUCGUAUUGAGACAGGUAGAUAUGGUCGGUAUAGAAUUGACAGAUCUGAAAGAACUUGUGAAGUAUGUGGAAGUAAUGACAUAGAAGACGAAUAUCAUUUUAUAAUUGUGUGUCCGAAAUAUAAAACAAUCAGAAAGCGUUAUAUUGCUAAAUAUUAUUUUCAGCACCAUAGUAUGCAAAAAAUUAUACAUCUGAUCUCAUCAAUUAACGCAAAAGUGGUAAAUAAACUCGCAUGUUAUAUACAUUGUGCCUUGAAAAUUAGAGACAAUUUCUUAAAUGAUAGAACAUGAAAUAGUUAUUAAUGCUUUGAAGCUUUGUAAUUUAUGAACUGUUACUCUCGUUUUGAAUGUUUAUUUUUUGAAUGUGUGGAUACUUAUUUGUUGUAUAGUUUGACCUUAUAUAUUUGAUAUAUUGUAUGUUUAGAUGAGGAGCUUUCAGCUCAAGUCUUGAAUAAAAUCUUCUUCUUCUU